GAAUUACAAAAAUCAAUGCCGACUCAUAGUUUGCCAGCUUCUCCGUUUGAGUUUAUAGCUCUCUCGUCUGAUAUUACUUGUCUCAUUCUUUUUUUUUUUUUAGUAUUUCUCAAAACAAAUGUUACUCAGUAUAUUUCCUUUUUAAGGAGAUAUAGAGUAUAUGUGAUCCAGACCAUUUCAAUUGAAUCGAAUCCAAUUACAUCUAGAUUCGAGUAAGAAGGGAAUCUUCUUGCUUGCAUUUUAUAGUACUCCGUAAUACGGAGUAGAAGUAAAUAAAUUAACGAGCAGUUUGCAGUUAGCACAUUAAACAACGAGUAGCGGACGAAUGGCCGCCUCAAUAAUUUCCGGCCACAUUUACCGGCCAAUCCCUCACCGGAAAUUCGAACUACCCAUCGCCCCAACUAUCUUCCUAUCUCCUCCCAGACCCAGAAAGUACCUCAGAUUCCAUCACAAAUUCAAAGGGGCCCUCCGGCUAAGCAUGGUGGACCGAGAAGUUAGUCAGCCAAGCCCCAAACAAGACACGGCCGCCGCUAACCACAUGGAUGAGCUGGUAGAUUUCUUGUACAAGGAUCUUCCCCACCUCUUCGAUGACAAAGGGAUUGAUCGGACGGCCUACGAUGCUGCCGUCAAGUUCAGGGACCCCAUCACACGGCACGACAACAUUGAUGGAUAUCUCCUUAACAUUGCUGCUUUAAAAUUAUUGUUUAGGCCUAAGUUUUCUUUGCAUUGGGUCAAACAGACAGGGGGCUCUGAGAUAACAACACGGUGGACUAUGGGGAUGAAGUUCCUUCCUCUGCCAUGGCAGCCUGAGUUGGUCUUUACAGGCACUUCUGUGAUGACUGUCAACCCAGAAACAAAGAAGUUCAUCAGCCAUGUUGACUACUGGGAUUCAAUCGUGAAUAAUGAUUUUUUUUCAAUAGAAGGUUUGAUGGAUGUAGUGAAGCAGUGUUUACACGUUGAGCAGUUGAGGUAUUACAAGACUCCGGACUUAGAAACACCUUCUUAUCACAUCCUAAAAAGAACUUCAAGCUACCAGGUCAGAAAGUAUUAUCCUUUUCUUGUUGUAGAAACGAGUGGUGACACGUUAUCAGGAUCAAAGGGAUUCAAUGAUGUGGCUGGCUAUAUCUUUGGGAAGAACUCUGCAUCAGAGAAAAUGGCGAUGACAACUCCUGUGUUUACACAGGCAUUGUCUGAUGAAAAAUCAAAAAUCUCAAUCCAGAUUGUUCUUCCAUCAUCUAAAUCCAUGAAAAGUUUACCGACUCCAAAUGAAGGAGUAAAAUUAAGGGAAAUUGAAGGGGGGAUUGCAGCCGUGUCGAUUUUCAGUGGGAAACCAACAGAGAAUAUUGUUAAAGAGAAGGAGGGAAGUCUGAGGAGUAGACUUACCAGGAGCGGUCUCAAACCUAAACCAGGGUGCUUGCUAGCUCGCUACAAUGAUCCUGAUCGAACUUGGGAACACAUAAUGAGGAAUGAGGUGCUGAUAUGGCUGGAAGACUUUUCAAUGGAUUGAUGCUUUGGAGAUUCUAGCACCUAGCAGCUGGAAUGUCCAACUGAAUGUAGAGGAGAAGCAGUAGCAGACACUUUGGAUAUAAAUUUUUCCGCAAGGGUAGCCAAGUCAGCAAGGCAGCGAAUUCGAUGACCUCAUUGACCAUGUUCAAUUUCUGCAAGGUCUGCCUAUGACAUUCUUGGUUGAGCCGGUCAUCAUAUAGGUUGAUUUAUCAUUUAAAUCCUUCAUUUGCCGGUUAGGGCCAAGAUUAAAACCAUGCAGAAUUCCAAUUGUAUAUGUUUUUUAUGUCCCAAGAGGUGUAUUUAGUUGUACAAUAGGUAUAUUGUACAUCUGGUUUUUUAUUCUACUAUGCAGUAUGCACAUGGACACAUGGUACAUCCAAAUGAUGAAAUGAACAUUGCUCUAAUAAGAAAUGAGCAUUUUUAUAUUGAAAUGAGUAUGGUAUUGUAUGAUAAAUGAG
Molecule: messenger RNA, 1964 nt
Organism: Cuscuta epithymum
Lineage: Eukaryota; Viridiplantae; Streptophyta; Magnoliopsida; Solanales; Convolvulaceae
Source: the annotation of a GenBank genome assembly